CCAGCUGUGAGGUAAAUUUAAUUUCAUAUGACCUUGGGGUGUAUAAGAUGAAAACGUUUCAUUCUUUAAUAUGAGAAACCAGUCAACCCUUGCUGAAAAUGUUGUCAUCAUUGAACCUGGUUCUUUUCAUUUGCGAGUCGGCCGUGCUGUAGAAGUAUUGCCAAAACGGUUUCCACACUGCAUUGCUCGUAAACCUAAACCUAAUGUUCCACCUUGUGUUGAACCUAUUAUUAACCGACAAAAAAUUACCUGUGACUCAUCUUCUCUCCAAGAAUCAGUAAACAUAACGAGAUCAUUUGUAAAUACAUUGUUUAAUUUGAGCUACUCACCCAAAUCAAGUGAAUUACCCACCGUUACUCCAUCUAGAUUGGAACGUACUGAAGUUGAAGAUACCAAGCUUUUUGAAUGGGAAUCCAAUACACCAUUAGGCCAAGAAUUUUAUGCAUUGAAUGAUGCUUUCGAUCGUGGUCUGAAAGAUGGCUAUCAUAUUAAUUGGCCUAUGCGUUAUGGAUUUCUAUCAACGUCUGCGAACUACACCUCUGUGCUGCAAGAUCUAGAAGAUAUUUGGUCUACAGCUUUAGAAAAACAUGUUGGUAUUCCAGGAUCAAAUCUUAGUAAUUAUCGAGCGAUUCUGGUGAUCAAUGAUGUAUACAAAAGAAAUGAAAUACGUCACUUAGUUCAUUUACUACUUAAUCGUUUAAAAUUUGGACGUGUUUUUGUACAUCAAGCUAGUGUUUGUGCUACUUAUGGUAUUGGUUUACCUACUGCUUGUGUUAUCAAUAUAGGCGAACAAAAAACUAGUGUAUGCUGUGUAGAAGACGGAGUAGCUCAUACAGAAACUCGUAUUAUCUUACCGGUUGGACGAAGUGAUGUUCUAAGAGUGUUUCACUCGUUUGUACUACCUAACGGAUUUUGUAAUAAAGAAGGCUUUACUGUAGAUCUGAAAUAUGAACAUCUGUCUGACGUGGAAGACUUGCGCACACUUAUGGAGAAUUCAGCUCAACGUUCAAUAAGUUUACUAUGUCAACAAAACGAGAAAAGCAAGCUCGGUGAAGAGAUUCAAUCAAAAGUUAAUGAAUCGUCAUUAAAUCAUGAUUGUUAUAAUAUAACACUUCAGUGGACACAUAAAGAAAAUCAAUAUGAGGUUUCAUGUCUUCAUCCAUCUACAGUUCUAUUAUCAUAUUUACUUCCAUUUGCUUGUAUUUCUUCAUGUGUUCCGCCAAAAGAAGCCUAUUGUACUUAUCAAGUACCUUCACUACAAUCAUCUGAGCCGGAUGAUCCUUUCGAUGAAAUGUAUAUAUCUCUAACAGCACGUGAACGUCGUAAACGUGGUUUGCCCAAUGAACACCAAUCAGCUAUGCUGCCUAAUAAUGAACAGCAACCGGAAGCAGAAAUAGAUGUUGCGGAACAGGUGGCGCCAGUGGGCAACUCCCUUCCACAAAGGCCUAACUACUUUGAAUCCCUUCCAGAGGCAGUUUGGUGGAGUAUCAAUCAGUGUGCAAACUUAGUAGGUGCCCAGAUAGGAUCGGAGGUCACUGUUCAAGCCCCUGGCCUCGCUCCCGGAAAACCUUUGCAAAGUUCAAGCUCUGUAAGUGAUGAACUACGUCGACGUCUGUUGGGAUGUAUUAUUCUUACUGGCGGAGGUGUGGCUGGUAUUAAUAAUCAAAUAAUGGAAAGAUGGUUAACUGAGCAGCUAAUCGCAAUAGCACGGGAAAAACAAGCAGCCACAACUGCAUCAAGCCAUAUACCAACAGUUGAGAUCAUUAAUCACUCCGAACCUGCAGAUCUUCCAUGGUCUGGUGCUAGGUUGCUUCUGACUUCUGACCUAAUACAUGACUUGUGGAUCACACCAGCUGAAUGGAGCAAAUUUGGUUCGAGAGCUCUUCGUGAAAAAGCACCCUUCCCUUGGUAACUUAAAACUAUGAAUUGUAAAUUAAUGCAAACAUCUGUAAUAUUCCUCAUUUCUGUUAAUAAAUAUUAGAAAAAGCAUCUGG
Molecule: messenger RNA, 1994 nt
Organism: Schistosoma turkestanicum
Lineage: Eukaryota; Metazoa; Platyhelminthes; Trematoda; Strigeidida; Schistosomatidae
Source: the annotation of a GenBank genome assembly